This is a messenger RNA of Setaria italica (foxtail millet), 2336 nucleotides long. Its product is annotated as phosphatidylinositol/phosphatidylcholine transfer protein SFH12. The transcript is spliced from 15 exons. NCBI's taxonomy places the organism in Eukaryota, Viridiplantae, Streptophyta, Magnoliopsida, Poales, Poaceae. The record is from RefSeq and is a predicted model, not a curated record. The coding region runs from base 267 to 2096 and encodes 609 amino acids.
AGCACGCGCGGGGGUCUAGCCCAAGCGGGGUAACGCUACGUGCGCCGACGAACGCGUGCGCACACGUCGUGUUCUGUGUGUGUUCUGUGCGUGCCAGGGCCCCGCGUGUCAGGGGCGGUUAGCGGCGGUUGGGCGCCGGCUUCCUCGGCUGCUUAUUAUGCCGCCGCUCGCCUCGCCUUUGGGGGCUCCUCCUCCUUCUCCUCCUCCUCCGCGUCGUCGUCUUCUCUCGCCCACCUCCAAAGCAGGUACGAUAGGGCGACCCAGUAAUGGCAGAAGCCCUAUUAGGACCUCAUGAGCACCGUCUGAGCUCUGCCUUAGAUGGACACUAUGAUGAGAAGAGGAAAUCCAAUGUGGAAUACUCGGAGGAUGAAAAGAAAGCAAUGAUCGCGUCUCUUAAGAAGAAGGCGAUGAGCGCCUCACAAAAGUUGAGGCACUCCAUGAAGAGGGGGAGGAAGAGUAGCAAGGUUAUGUCCAUCUCAAUCUUGGAUGAGCGCGACCCUGAGGAGGUGCAGGCUGUGGAUGCCUUCCGCCAGCUUCUUGUACUUGAAGAGCUGCUACCAUCGCAGCAUGAUGACUAUCACAUGAUGUUGAGGUUUUUGAAGGCAAGAAAGUUUGAUAUUGAGAAGGCAAAACAAAUGUGGUCUGAUAUGCUGAAGUGGAGAAAGGAGUUUGGUGCGGAUACCAUUCUUGAGGAAUUUGAAUUCGAAGAAGCUGAUAAGGUGGCACAAUGCUACCCUCAAGGUUACCAUGGGGUUGAUAAGGAAGGCAGGCCUGUCUACAUUGAACGACUUGGACAAAUUGAUGUCAAUAGGCUCAUGCAGGUCACCACAAUGGAUCGCUUUGUCAAGAACCAUGUCAAGGAGUUUGAGAAGAACUUUGCUGUUAAGUUCCCGGCUUGCUCAAUUGCUGCGAAGCGCCAUAUUGAUCAAAGCACAACAAUUCUUGAUGUGCAAGGAGUGGGGAUGAAGCAAUUCAGCAAAGCUGCAAGGGAACUCAUUGGCAUGCUUCAGAAGAUUGACGGUGACAACUAUCCGGAGACGCUAUGCCGGAUGUUCAUCAUUAAUGCAGGCCAGGGAUUCCGUCUUCUAUGGAGCACAGUGAAGAGCUUCCUUGACCCAAAGACUACUGCAAAGAUUCAUGUUCUAGGUAACAAGUAUCAAAGCAAGCUUCUUGAGGUGAUUGAUGCCAGCGAGUUGCCAGAAUUUUUCGGCGGAACUUGCCAGUGCGAAGGUGGUUGCAUGAAGGCUGACAAAGGCCCUUGGAAAGAUCCCGAAAUCAUGAAGAUGGUUCAAAGUGGUGCUGGGCAGUGCGUCUCACUCAUCUCGGAGGCUGAGGAUAAAGUGAUUUGUGAAGAUGACAUCAUAUAUCCUAAGAUACAAGCUUCAUUCAACGGGGAGGCACAAUUAGCUGGAGAUGGUCAGCCCACUUUGUCAAGGAAAAUUUCCCGCAGCCGAAUUGAACAUCCUCAGUUAUCACCUGUCCAUGAGGAUCUUAUUCCUACUUCAUAUCCUACCCCUGGUUCACCAUAUUCUUGUGAUGUCCCAAUGGUUGAAAAGGCCAUAGAUGCUAUUUGCAAGAGUCAGGGAACACUACCAGAUGAGAAGCUUGCCAUCACCAAAGCUGUUGUAAAUGCCUCUAAUGGAUCCAACCCUCCACUCUUUGGUGGCAUCAUAGCACUUGUGAUGAGCAUUGCAACGAUGCUCCGUGUGACCCGCAACAUGCCUGGGAAGGUACUUGGUGCUACCAUUGGUGGUGAUGCUAAAUCUGCUACCCUCACAAAAAGUAAAUCAAAAGUCCAAGCCCGUCAGCGAUCCAAGCUAUCACCUGAGGCUGUGAAGGCAGCUGAAGAUGUCAUAUCUAUGAAGCGCCUCGCCGAGCUUGAGGAGAAGAUCAAGGCACUCCUAACAAAAUCUGCAACAAUGCCUGCUGAUAAGGAGGAGAUGCUGCAGGCUGCUGUCACUCGCAUCAGUACACUAGAAGAGGAGCUUGCAGCUACAAAGAAGGCCUUGCAGAAGACUCUUGAGUGUCAAGGGGAGAUCAUUGCGUACAUUGAGAAGAAAAAGAAGAAGAAAAGCAAGCGUUUAUUUCGUUGGUAGAAGUGAAACAUGUGUUGAAUUGUUCAUGUCUGGGAGAAGAGCUUUUGUGUGCGAUGGAAGAGAGUGAGUUGGUGUUUGCAUCUACUGUGAUUCUAAUUGUAACAUAUAAUGUUCUUUUGUUCUUCUUUUUGUAGCAUAUGAUGUUCUUUUAUUCUUUUUUUCCCCAAUAUUGCUGCAAAUUAUUUGUCCAAGACACAUAUUCGUUUACCUCACCAUGUGGAUGUGAUGCCAAAUUGUCAA